Molecule: messenger RNA, 6974 nt
Organism: Vespula pensylvanica (western yellowjacket)
Lineage: Eukaryota; Metazoa; Arthropoda; Insecta; Hymenoptera; Vespidae
Gene: Pde9
Product: high affinity cGMP-specific 3',5'-cyclic phosphodiesterase 9A
Exons: 8
Coding region: 107-3622 (1171 amino acids)
Biological process (GO): cGMP catabolic process
Molecular function (GO): 3',5'-cyclic-GMP phosphodiesterase activity
Source: RefSeq, a predicted model, not a curated record
CGACGAGGACGAGAACAAGAACGACGACGACGACGACGACGCGAGCGACGAGGACGAGGUCGAGGACGAGGACGACGGCGACGUUUCUUCGAUUCGUCCUUCGGCCAUGGACCUCGAGACGAGGAACGGCACCGGCAACAAUGAAGACGACGACGAGUACACCAAUAUUCACUUUAUCGUCGGCGACCGCAGGGAGACGGCCACCUAUCGCUCUGACCAGGUUACGGACAUGGAGCUGAAGGAACUCUUUAGAAACGCUGCGGAGGCUGGACCUCUGGAUAUCGUGAAGCUUCGCAAGGGAGAUAAGCUCCUGAACAUUUCGUGUCACUUGCCGGCAAACACUCCCGACACGCCCUAUGUUCUUCAGGUCGUCGGUGCUCACCCCGCCUCCUCGGGGAUGAUGGAGCUGGAAGUUUUGCGGGCGCUCGAGAGCCGCGUGGCGACCCUGGAGCGAGAACUGCGCGAGCACCAGGAGGCCGUUUGCGCGUCACCACCGUUGGCACUUCGGGAACUUAAGAGGCAGGUCGACAGCUUCAAGAACAAGCUCGAGACUACCGAGCACCUCAGCUGGCUGGGUUUCUACAAGCAACUCCCAGAACCCAUUUCUUCGGAAGCAUGUAGAAGGUUGCAAUAUCGUCGAAAGAGCGACGGUAUAAAGCGCAAAGUGCGAGAAAAGUUCCUCAACAUCUGCGAGGUGGCCAUGUCAUCGAACGUUCGGGAAUGGCUUCGCUCGCCGGCCUUCGAUGCCCGACAAUGGGAAGACGAGGAGCUCCUACUGAUGCUGCAAACGAUGUUCGUCGAGCUCGACCUACCUCAAAAGUUCAACAUUCCCUUGUACGUUCUGAGGAACUUCCUUUACGAGGUCUACAUAAACUACAACGAGGUGCCGUUCCACAACUUCCGGCACUGUUUCUGCGUCGCGCAAAUGAUGUACGCGAUAGCUUGGGCGGUGGAUUUGCCGUCGCGGAUCGGCAAUCUCGAGGUCUUCGUCCUGAUCGUCUCCUGCAUAUGCCACGACCUCGAUCAUCCGGGCUACAACAACAUCUAUCAGAUAAACGCGCGUACCGAGUUGGCCCUGCGCUACAACGACAUCUCGCCCCUGGAGAAUCAUCACUGUUCGGUGGCCUUUCGCGUCCUAGAGGCUGCCGAGUGCAACAUCUUGGCGUCCUUGGACUGUUCGACCUACAGGACGGUGCGCGAAGGCAUCAUACGAUGCAUUCUCGCGACCGACAUGGCCAGGCAUAACGAGAUACUCGCCCAGUUCACCGACAUCGUGACGGACUUUGAUUACGCGAACAGGGCCCACAUUAAUCUGCUAUCGAUGAUCCUCAUAAAGGUCGCCGACAUCAGUAACGAGGCACGGCCUAUGGAAGUCGCGGAACCGUGGUUGGACAGGCUGCUUCAAGAGUUCUUCAAGCAGAGCGACGCGGAGAAACUCGAAGGGCUUCCAGUAACUCCAUUUAUGGACCGUGACAAAGUGACAAAACCCUCGUCGCAGUGCAGCUUUAUCGGCCUAGUUCUUCUUCCUCUCUUCGAAGCCCUCGGCGAGCUGUUUCCAGAACUUGAGGAUCUCAUAGUGCGGCCGGUGAGAGAAGCUCUCGAGUAUUAUCGAAGACUGAACGAGGCGGCGAAGGACGAGCGACAUCAUCGCAAGAGCGUGGUCGAUCUCGGAGAAUCGAAUCAGUCGUUGGCUCAGAUCGGUAACGCGACCAGCUCGACGGCCGCGACCGCGGCUUCUCCGGCGACUGCCGCGUCGGCCUCGGCCUCGGCGUCGGCCUCGGCCUCGGCGUCGGCGUCGGCGUCGGCAACGACGUCGGUCGUUAAGUCUACCUCCUCUCACAGCAUGCGCUCCAAACGUUCCGGUGGUACCGUUCACUCGAGAUCGCGCUCGACGGAGGAGGACAUCACGGAGAAUCUGACGCUCGAGGAAGCGGAUAACCUCGAGAGUUCGGAUCCCGAGACGGCGACCGAGGUCGAGAUAAGCGAGAAGACGUUAAAGUUUAAAAUCUCGACGGAGGGUACGACGGUCGGAUCCGGCUCGCACUCCGGCAGAAAGAGUUAUCCCGGUAGUCGAAAGGGCAGCAAGGAGAAGUCCUCCUUGGAUUAUCACAAUUACGAGCUGGCGCGAGCCAUGAGGGAGCACGAGCGCGAGCGCGAGCGCGAGCGCGGGCGCGAGAGGGAGAGAGAGAGGAGACGCAGCCGCGGCGAGAACAAUCUCGGAAGCAAUCUCAGCUCGCCGGUUAGCGCGAGAUCGACCGACGGCAGCAGGAUCCUCGAGGAACUCGAGCGAGACGAUUCCAUCUUCUUCGAUGGAGGGAACGUCAACAACGAGACGCUGCAGAUGGUCGAAGGGAACGGGAACGCGAACGCGAUCGGCGGCUGCCGAAAGGAACCUGCCAGAAGGAACGGCUCGAAGCGUCCAUCCUCGUCCGGCGUCUGUCGCAAGGACGUACCGAUAAUUCGACGAGAAUCGGUCGUCUCUUUGCGUUGCUCUUGCGACGACAAGUCCUCGAAUAAUCACAAGUCGCUGCUGUCGCGUUUGAGGAACUUUACGGAUCGUUUGAGCAUUAGUUUCGACUCCAAAGAUUCACCUAGUCCAAGAGCCACGAAAUACGUGGCGAAAAGUCUGAAUAAAAGCAGUACCGUGAGCACCGGUACUUGCACCGCUAUCGCCAGGCGCCGCCAACAGCAACACGAUCCCACGAGCCUCGUGUGCAAGCGAUGCAAUCUCAGGAAAGUGACGACGAGCAAGGAGCACGCCGGAAAGAUGCCGACGACGACGCUGCUCGAGUUGUCGAGCGUAGAGAAGAGAGCUAUGACAUUGCCGAAGGUGAGGAAGACGCAGGAUUCCAAGAGCAAGGGUUGGAAGACGGUCUUUGCGAAGGAGAGAAAGUCGUCGGCCUCGUUGGAAGUUUUACCCGGCGAGAACGCGGGCGACGAUAGGAGGUCGAUCGAAUCGAAGCAUCGUAGAAAUCUGUCGAAUCCGGAAGGUAAAUGUUCGAAGGGACAAAAGGGUCUCGACGUCGACAUCGACAUAGGCAUAGACAUCGACAUCGAGUUUAAGGAGAUCGAGGUGCGCCCGCCCAGCAGCGUCGGCCAGCAACAACGGAAGAAACCGGAGAUCGUCGUUGAUCCGGAUAGCUCGUCGCCUCGCGGAUUCGACGACGCCGAGGACAUGGGAAAAAUCGAGAUCAGACGGAGCUCCGCCAGCAUGGAGGACAUAUCGAAGAUCACCAAGCAAACCGAGACCGUUCUCUUGGGCUCGUUGGAGGCGAAAAAGGCGGAGGACCUUCAGCACACGGGUAGUUUGGACUCGAUGCUUUGCAAGGAGUCGGUAAAGGCGAGCAAAAAGACGAACGCUUUCUCGUCGCCUGCCGCCUCGAAAAAGUCGUCGCCGGGUCUCUUUUCGCGUUUCAAGUCCGGCAUGAGCAUCGACAGCACGAGGAGCAACAGCAACAGCGGUUCGUUGCACGAUCAGGGCUCGCAACACUCUCAGACCGGCUGGAUUUCGUCCUUGACAGCGAGUUUCCGGCCAAAGAGACAAACCACGAGCGAGGUACCGUCCUCGUCGUCGCCGGCCGCCCAGUCGCAGAAAUCCCAGAGCCGCGAGGAGAUCAAGUGAUACGUCCUUCGCGUCGAUCGACAAGCCGAGAGAGAUGGAUCUUCCGAUACGUCGCGUCGAGAAUGGUGGGCCCGACAGCCGUUCUGCUGCAACAGCUAAUUCUAGCGCGACUCAGCGACGAGCUCGGAAGUAUCUUAAUUCGGCUCGCGAUCGAGCGCGAAUUCGAUUUGCCAAAUCGCUACCAAAUUUUUCCCAGGAGUUCCAGCGAUCGCGCUUCGACCAUGGAAUCGACCAAAUUUAUAACGAGACUUUCAAAUUCCUUGGAUUUCAGUGUAGCGUCUCAUUCUCCCGCUGCUGUACGUGACUUCCUACGUCGAAUCGCGCCACGCGAUUAUUUUCCUCCUUUCUUCCUUUUAUCUUAUAUUUGCUCCUUUUCUUUCGUUUGGAAAAAAAAAAAGAAAAAAAUAAUAGUUUUUACUUUAUUUAUUGUCGAAUCAUGGCACAGCCUAACGAGUAAAUGUCAAUGUUGUUCGUUGAAUAGAUGCGCGUAUAUACCUAUAUACAUAUAUAUACAUAUAUAUGAAUAUACGGAAAGGGGGUAAGCCGUAAGAAGGUGUAUUCGUCUCGUUCGACAUCGGACAACACAUCGUGUACGCAUACGUGUGUCGCUUAAGCGCGUUUUACGCAUGUGUGCAGCUAUCUGUGUACAUAUAAGACACGUCACACACAACAAGUUUAUAUAUGUAUAUAUACAUAGGAUAUGCUAGUUAGAUAGAGAAAAGAAAUGUCGAUUCGUAGACGGAUCGAUUCUUGCGCGUAUGAUCCAAAAACGAACGAGAGAUAAUAGGUACGAGAUAGAUGGGUAUACCUGGAUACCUAGCGGUAACGAGAAAGACGCAGCCUAAUUGUCUUUCUCGUUCGAUCGACCGCUCGAUCCCUCGACGUUUUGUUGCUCGGAGAAAAACGCGCCUUUUCAUCUUCGAUUUUUAUCUACGUUUACUUUUUUCCUGCUUUCCUUUUUUUUAGAUGUUUAUAUUUUUAUACUAUUACAUCGGCGUGUCCGUAAGCGAUUAAGAAACCGCACGUAUUGUUGAACUCUAGUCUUAUAUUAUCGUUUUAGAGAGAUUAAGAGAGAGAGAGAGAGUGAGUGAGAGUAAGAGUGAGAGGGGGAAUUAGGGUAUUUUUUAGUUUCUUAAUUUUUUCCCCCUUGUUUCUUUUUUCUUUUCUUUUUUAUUUUUGUUCUUUUUUUUUUAACAACGACCGUAGCUUUAUUCUUUAGGGUAGAAUUACCCUUGGACUUUAACGAUCUCAACGAUCGUUUUGCGUUAACGCGCCUAACGUUCCUUUCAACCCUUUUCCUUCCGUUGCGUCGAGGAAAAAGGCUCGUUAAGUUUUAUCGAAGGAAAAUAGUCGAGAAAUCAAAUGAAUGCGAGGAGCAAUGUCUACGAGUUGACUCUAACGAUCUUUUUAAAUUUCGAGGUACGCCUCUCCAUCGAAUCAAAAAUCGUAACUUUCAGGAAAUGCUAAACAAAUGUCGUGUUCUACUUGUGUAUGUCGAUUCGUCGAUCGUCUGUCUGUCUGUCUGUCUGUCUCUUUCGAAUAUAAAUGUGCAAACUUCGUUUAGAUGUAUGAACUUUUAUCCUAAAGAUUGCAAGUAAAAAAGGAUUACCUUUUAUAUCGGUAUAUGUUGGCAAUUCGGAGGGAUUCUAAAUCGUAGAAUGAGAAUUGGGAGGAACGAGUGUGCUACGUCGUCCGUUCAGAGAGAGAGAGAGAGAGAGAGAGAGAGAGAGAGAGAGAGAGAGAGAGAGAGAGAGAGAGAGAGAGAGGGAGAGAGUGAAAGUCGCGUAAAGUAAAUGUAUAGACUAUAUAUGAUCAAUUAUCAAACACUAUCUGUGCCUGACCUACGUAUUUAUUUGUCACUUUCCUACUUAGUAAUUUUACCUCUUACCCUCUUCUCAUAAGGCCGAAUAAACGCGGGCCAAUUUUUCUAACGAUACUGGCGAAGAAAAAGAGAAGAUUUUUAAUCUAGCCGGACAAUCAAUAUCGCUCGAUAGAAUUCCAAACGGAUGCGAACGAACGUUCGAAGCGUCCUACGAUUUCAUUUAAAAACCGAAAGACGUACGAACGAUAAGAACGCGUUUAUCAUCCGCGAAAAUCGAACAUCAAACGAAAAUUUGAAAUAUAUUUUUAAAUGUCCACUUUAAUACUAAUGCUUUUUUAUCGGUUAGUAUAUAUAAAUUAGAGUCGAUCGAAUAGCGGAUAAAUUCCUCGAUCGCGCAUAUAAAUGCGCGAUAUGUAUGAAGAGGAAGAGAGAAGAAGGAGGGAAAGUGAGAGCAGCGAUCAAAAAGUUGAAACUUUGAAAUCGAUAUCAAAUGGGCCAAGCGGGUCGCAACCUCGCGACACCGCCCUCACUUGUCAAUUCGUUAUUAACUCGCACUAACGUGUCCUUCUCAUAUUUCAAUUACCAUUGUCAAUUACGGGGUACAACCAAUCGAUCUCUGUCAUAGUUUCUCUUAUCUCCAAAGAGAAUUUACUUUAGUGUCGUGAAAUAUAAAAAUCCUAUUAAAAGCGCACCGUCGAGUCCGUUCCUCCUCUGGCAUGCGUCGAUCCUAUCGAACGAUACGACAAACUUAUCCGUACGCCCGUUCGUCGUCUUUCCCAAUCCAUAGAUUAACGAACGAGAUUCGUAAAGUAAAGAUUAAAAUCGUAUUCGCGUCUCAGAAAAAGAUUGCACGAACUGACCCUACGUCGUAUAUAAGAAAAGAGUAAUUAAGUAUACAAAUGAAUGAAAAAAAGAAAAAAGAAAAAAAAAACAUAUAUGUAUAUAUAUAUAUGAAUAUAAUUCCACGUACGGAUAGAAAUGUAUUUAGCUUAGGUACGAGACUUUAUGGAGAGAGACUUCGAGGAGAGAUGGAAAAAAGAAAUAAAAAAGGAUACCGUUAAUUUAAGCUCGCGGGCGAGUCACUACUGCGAUAGUCUAACGAUGUAAUGAUGUAUAAUGGUGUGUGUAGGAGAUGUAAUGGAAAAAAAAAAAAAAAAAAAGAAAAGAAACACAGCACGAUAAAAAAGAAUCUCCGCUUCGCGGAAAAUUCUUAAAAAUAAAUCGUUGAUUUAUUGCUCGAUCACGGCGAUGAACUUCGAUUCGUGUUGAUAGAUUUAAUUCGAUAGUCGUUUAAUGAAUUUCGCCCUUGUGCCAAUGAAUGUAAACACAAAGACACGAACGAUCGUUCGUUCUCUCGUCGAAUAAAAUGUUCUAAAUUAAAAUUGAGCCUUUCGGCUGAUAAUUCGAUCGUAUGCGAAAAAAUGUUUGACGAUUGUUGCAGAUCGCAGCUUUGCGUUGAUACGACGUUUAGAGAGAGAGAGAGAGAGAGAGAGAGAGAGAGAGAGAGAGAGAGAGAGAGAGAGAGAGAGA